Epinephelus lanceolatus (giant grouper) is the source of this 2150-nucleotide messenger RNA. The record is from RefSeq and is a predicted model, not a curated record. Lineage: Eukaryota; Metazoa; Chordata; Actinopteri; Perciformes; Serranidae.
AUGGGACCUAUCUCUAUACCUGACAUUAAUGGAUCAUUUCUCAAGGCUUCAGCCAAGGGCUCCAUCGCAAGGGCAAAGAGCAAAGGAUCACAUUGCUCCCAGGAUGAGAGCGCUUCGGCGGCCAUAUUUGCAGUGCAGAUGGAUGACUUCCUGCAGGGGGCACCAAUCCAGUACCGAGAAGUCCAGGACCACGAGUCCAACACCUUCACUGGGUACUUCAAAAAAGGAAUCAAGUAUAUGAAAGGGGGCGCGGCCUCAGGUUUCAAACAUGUGGUAACCAAUGAAGUGGAGGUCCAGAGGCUGCUGCAUGUCAAAGGUCGAUGCAUCGUCAGGGCAACGGAGGUCCCUGUCAGCUGGGACAGUUUCAACCACGGAGACAGUUUCAUACUGGACCUGGGAGAGGAAAUCAUUCAGUGGUCUGGUUCCCAUAGCAACCGCUUUGAGAAGCUGAAGGCAACCAUGGUGUCUAAGUGUAUCCGCGACGACGAACGGUGUGGGCGGGCCAAGCUGAAGUUUUGUGACGAGGGGGACGAGCCAGACAGGAUGCUAGAGGUUCUUGGGGAGAAGCCGGAGCUGUCUGACACUCACAGUGACGACGCCAAGAUGGACGCCUCCAACAGGAAGCUGGUGCAGCUCUACAAGGUGUCCAACGCUGAUGGGGAUAUCGAGGUUACCAUGGUAGGAGAGCAAAACCCGUUUCCCCAGGAUGCUUUGCAGUCCAGCGAGUGUUUCAUCCUCGAUAACGGAGCCAAUGGAAACAUCUUCGUCUGGAAAGGUAAGGAUGCGAACACUGAGGAGCGUCACGCUGGUCUGAAGAGCGCCGAGCAGUUUAUCUGUAAGAUGAACUAUCCAAAGUACACCCAGGUUCAGAUCCUCCCUGAACACGGAGAGACGCCACUCUUCAAACAGUUCUUUAUGGACUGGAGGGAUCCUGAGGACACCGUCGGCAUGGGAACGGCCUACGUGUCCAAUCAGAUUGCAAAGAUCAAGAAGGUUCCUUUUGACGUGUCCAAGCUCCACCAAUCAGACGCCAUGGCGGCGCAGCACAGGAUGGUGGACCGAGGAGACGGAGAGAAAGAGAUCUGGCGUGUUGAAAGAUCAGAGAAGGUCCCGGUGGACUCGUCAGUCUUCGGUCAGUUCUAUGGAGGAGACAGUUACAUCAUCCUCUAUCAGUACCAACACGACAGCAGACAAGGACAUAUCAUCUACAUCUGGCAGGGGGCGGAGUCCAGUCAGGAUGAGGUCGGAGCGUCGGCCCUGUUGGCGAUAGCUUUGGAUGAUGAAAUGGGCGGGGCAGCUGUACAGGUUCGUGUGAUACAGGGCAAAGAGCCCGCCCACCUCAUGAGUCUGUUUGGAGGAAAACCAAUGGUGGUGUACAAGGGUGGGACUUCCAGAGAGGGCGGCCAAUCAGAGGUGGCAGAUACCCGUCUGUUUCAGGUUCGAGCCAAUCCAGCGGGAGACACCAGAGCUGUGGAGGUGGAUCCGUCCUCGCCCAGUCUGAACUCCAGUGACGUGUUCCUUCUGGUCUCUUCUGGUGGAUCGUGGAUGUGGAGAGGGGGGAGCAGCAGCUCAGCCGAAGCUCAGGGAGCUGAACACUUGGCUGGACUCCUGCAGGUGACCCCCACCCAGCUGGAGGAGGGUGAGGAGGAAGGUGCAUUUUGGGAUGCACUGGGGGGGCAGGAGGACUACUGUCACUACCCCCGUCUGAAGAACAACAUGGAGGCUCAUCCUCCUCGUCUGUUUGCCUGCUCCAACAAGACCGGAAACUUCCUGAUGGAGGAGGUUCCAGGUGAGCUGACGCAGGAUGACCUCGCCCCUGAUGAUGUCAUGAUCUUGGAUACCUGGGACCAGGUGUUUGUUUGGAUCGGAAAUGAAGCUCGUGAGGAUGAGAAGACGGAGGCGACAGCGUCAGCUGUCGGGUACCUGGAGAGUGACCUGGCUGACAGAGACCCUCGGACCCCGAUUGUGACGGUGAAACAGGGCUUUGAACCGCCGACCUUCACCGGCUGGUUCCUUGGCUGGAACCAAGAGUACUGGAGCGACGACCCGCUGGAGCGCGCCACUGCGGGCCUGUGACAGACUGACAUCACUUCCUGUUCACACCUGUGUGUCACUGCUUUGAUCUGAUAAAUAAACCAUGUGUGUCAUCA